AUGGCCGCGUCCAGCAACUCCAGCCUGUCCGGCUCCUCCGUGUCCUCCGAUGCUGAAGAAUACCAGCCUCCGAUAUGGAAAUCUUACUUGUACCAGCUACAGCAAGAGGCCCCUCGUCCCAAGAGGAUCAUUUGUUCUGGGGAGGUGGAAAACAGACCAAAAUAUUACGGAAGAGAGUUCCAUGGGAUCAUCUCGCGGGAGCAGGCUGACGAGCUUCUCGGGGGCGUGGAGGGCGCCUACAUUCUCAGAGAGAGCCAGCGCCAGCCGGGAUGCUACACGCUAGCUCUGCGGUUUGGAAACCAGACCUUAAACUACAGGCUCUUCUACGAUGGCAAACACUUUGUGGGCGAGAAGAGGUUCGAGUCCAUUCACGACCUGGUCACCGAUGGCCUGAUAACCCUGUACAUAGAAACCAAAGCCUCCGAGUACAUUUCCAAGAUGACCACCAAUCCCAUCUACGAGCACAUCGGGUACGCCACGCUGCUCCGAGAGAAGGUGUCCCGGAGGCUGAGCCGGUCCAAGAACGAGGCGCGGAAAGCGAGCGUCACGAGUGAAGAGCACCCCACGGUGGAAAAGAUCUCCUCCCUGGUCAGGAGGGCCGCCCUCACGCACAACGACAACCACUUCAACUAUGAGAAGACACACAACUUCAAGGUCCACACAUUCCGAGGCCCGCACUGGUGUGAAUACUGUGCCAACUUCAUGUGGGGGCUCAUUGCCCAAGGGGUCCGGUGCUCAGACUGCGGGCUGAACGUGCACAAGCAGUGCUCCAAGCACGUUCCCAACGACUGUCAGCCGGACCUCAAGAGGAUCAAGAAGGUGUACUGCUGUGACCUCACCACGCUGGUGAAGGCGCACAACGCCCAGCGCCCCAUGGUGGUGGACAUAUGCAUUCGGGAGAUCGAAGCAAGAGGAUUGAAGUCGGAAGGUCUUUACAGGGUCUCCGGGUUCACCGAACACAUCGAAGAUGUCAAAAUGGCAUUUGAUAGAGAUGGUGAAAAGGUAGACAUAUCUGCCAACCUCUACCCAGACAUAAACAUCAUCACUGGAGCCCUUAAACUGUAUUUCAGAGACUUACCCAUUCCUGUCAUCACCUACGAUACCUAUUCCAAAUUUAUAGAAGCAGCCAAAAUCGCCAACGCAGACGAGAGGCUGGAAGCCGUCCACGAGGUGUUGAUGCUGCUGCCUCCCGCCCACUACGAGACCCUGCGGUACCUGAUGAUCCACCUGAAGAAGGUGACUAUGAAUGAAAAGGACAAUUUCAUGAAUGCCGAGAACCUGGGGAUCGUGUUCGGGCCCACCCUGAUGAGGCCCCCGGAGGACAGCAUGCUCACCACCCUCCAUGACAUGCGGUACCAAAAGCUGAUUGUGCAGAUUCUAAUAGAAAACGAAGAUGUUUUGUUUUAG
Molecule: messenger RNA, 1407 nt
Organism: Pipistrellus nathusii (Nathusius's pipistrelle)
Lineage: Eukaryota; Metazoa; Chordata; Mammalia; Chiroptera; Vespertilionidae
Source: the annotation of a GenBank genome assembly